GGGCGGGAAAGAGAAGGCACUGAAUCGUGCGUCGCGCGGGAAGAUCAUCCGAUCGGGUUUGGCGCGUUGUCCACGUGGCCAUUGGCGGGGUGUGGUCGAAUUCGAGUAUUAUGUCUUCGCGAUUGAUGAGGAGGUGCUCAAGACAGGAGCGUGAUUGACCCGUCAGGUGUCUUGGUGGGGUACUGUGCGCCGACUUGGGAUGGACUCUUGGAUCCCGCGAAAGGCCGCGAAACCGUCGUUUGCUCCCCACUUAUACGUGCACUAGCGCCAGCGGCGCCAGCGGCGGUGACAUCAUUUGAGAGGAGGGACCUUGUUCGUCAUCCCUCAGCUCUGAUGGUGGUCCCAUCCUUUAUUACUCCAUCAACAGUUGAUUGCGAUUAGAUAACCAAGAGCCCCAUAGGGUGACGUGUAAGCCUUUGUACAGUCGAAAGCUAGACACGUGUUCACUCGUCUGCCGUGUUCUUGCAGGCUUUGUUCUGUCGAGAGUAAUGCCUUCCCUCAAUUGUCGAGUUCCAGGUUGAAAGCCAUCGUCCUCGAAUAGGUCGUGAUUAGCUGCUUGAUUGAUUGAUCGAUUGAUUAGAUUAGGCGGCAACUCUCGAGCCCGCGUUGGGUCUUACGUACUGGUACCGAGACAUGGCCGUGCCGGAGAUGACCGGAAUCCCGGCAGGUCCUCCUUUGUCCUUCGCUAACGGGGACAGCAUGGGGGAUGGAGGGGUGUCAUCUGACGGCGAAGAUGCGGUGGCGAACGGGACUUCGUCUGUGAUAGGUGACAGCCAUCAAGACAGCAAAACGAAGAGCAGGAAGCUGAAGCAAGCAGAUAAGAGGCGGCGGAGGAGGCAGCAGAAGAAGAAGCAGAAGGCCGCGCCCGUUGUUAUCGCCGAAAAAGCUGCCGACAAACCAGAACAAACUGAAAAGCCCGAGAAAGAGAAGAAGAAGAAGAGAAAGGAAGCGGCAAAGAAGCAGGAGCACAAAGAGCCUCCGGAAGUGAUUGAGGUUGAGUACUUGCCUGCACCUGUCGAUUUCAGUGACUUGGGCGAUGGUUCCGAGGAGCUGCUGAAAGUCUUCGAGAAAUUUGCUAUGACCGAACCUCGCCCUAUUUCACAGGAGGAAGAGUUAGGAGGAAAAGCAGAAACUGCUGUAGUGGAGAAGAAGAAGGAUGAUGAAAGCGACGAAGAAGACUCGGAUGAUGAGGAGGAUGCCAAAGCAAAGGACAAGAGCAUGUCGAACAAGAAGAAGAAGUUGGCUCGUCGAAUGAAGGUUGCAGAGCUCAAGCAGUUGGUGUCCCGGCCAGAUGUGGUGGAGGUUUGGGACACCACAGCAGCGGAUCCUCGAUUGCUUGUAUAUCUCAAGGCUUACCGAAAUACUGUCCCUGUUCCGCGCCAUUGGUGCCAGAAGCGGAAGUUCUUGCAGGGAAAGCGAGGUAUUGAGAAGGCUCCAUUCCAGCUUCCGGACUUCAUUGCAGCUACUGGCAUAGAGAAGCUGCGUCAGGCUUACAUUGAGAAAGAGGAUAGCAAGAGACUGAAGCAGAAACAGCGGGAGAGGAUGCAGCCGAAGAUGGGGAAGAUGGACAUUGAUUAUCAGGUGCUGCAUGACGCAUUCUUCAAGUACCAAACAAAGCCAAAGCUGACUACGCAUGGAGAUUUAUACCACGAAGGGAAGGAGUUCGAGGUCAAACUGAAAGAGAUGAAGCCUGGACAGCUGUCUGACGAGCUCAAGGCUGCUUUGGGAAUGGGAGAAGGGUGCCCUCCCCCCUGGCUUAUCAAUAUGCAGAGAUAUGGUCCGCCACCUUCUUAUCCGAGCCUGAAGAUUAUGGGUCUGAAUGCUCCUAUUCCGGAGGGUGCUUCCUUUGGUUAUCACCCGGGUGGGUGGGGGAAACCCCCUGUUGAUGAGUUUGGGAAGCCACUGUAUGGUGAUGUCUUUGGGACGCAAGAGAAAGAAGAGGUACCGUUUGAGGAAGAGCAAGUGGAUAAGGCGAAGCAUUGGGGAGAUUUAGAGGAGGAAGAGGAGGAAAGUGAAGAGGAGGAAGAGGACUUCUCUGACGAAGACGUACUGGAGGAUGGCAUUGCAUCAGUCGAUACAGUCGCCACGACGCUGGCAGGAGCAGAGACGCCUGAUGUGAUCGAUUUGCGUAAAACACAAAGGAAGGAGACAGAGAAACCACUCUACCAUGUGUUGGAGGAGAAAGAGGACAGACUUGCUUCUGGGACGCUUCUUGGCACGACACAUACAUAUGUCGUCCCUGGUGCCGACAAGGCUGGUACUUUGCGCAAGGUGGAUCUAAUGAAGGGCCAGAAGGCAGACAGAAUCGAUAUCACUCUUCGGCCAGAAGAAUUGGAGGGCCUUGAUGAUUCUGCCCUUGCCGCCAAGUAUGAGCAAGCGAGGGAAGAAGAGAAACUCAGACGUCAGAGAGAGGAUUUCAGUGAUAUGGUUGCGGAGAACGAGAAAAAGAGAAAGCGGAAGGCACAGGAGAAGGAUGCGAAAGGAAAGAAGCAUAAGGAGUUCAAAUUUUGAUCCCCGCGUCCUUAUGUUCGGACAAGAUAUAGCCUAACGCUCUCAGCCAGUGGGGUCCUCUACCUUGUGAAUGUCCCCGCGUCCUUAUGUUCGGCCAAGAUAGCCUAACGCUCUCAACCAGUGGGGUCCUCUACCUUGUGAAUGUCAUCGUGUUUGGAUGGGAGCAGUACAAUUUCUCCGCACUAGUGAGUCGCGAACCAGUCCUUGAUCAGGAAGAGCAUAUGAGAGUGCAAGAGUUUUGAUGAUGGAUGGGUUCAUGCGGCAGACAAAGUUAUCAUGCAAAGGAUGCGGAGUCAGCGAAUUUCUGAGGAGCAUCUUCAAAAUAAGGUCUCACUUUCGGCAACCAUGUUUGUGAGUAGGAAGUGAAGGUCACUUAGGGCGACCAUGUUUGUGGAGCUUCUUGAAGAAACUGUGAAUCCUGUGCCCGUCACCGUCGGACUGGCGUUGGUCAUCAUCGGCACAUUGCUAUUGCCGAUCCCUCCUUCCGUGGCUUGAGAGUUCGUUUGAGUUCGACAGCGGAUAAAUCAUCACUGGAUGUGACUGAUUAGUUGCUGGGUCAUGUGCUUCGCAACCACGUAUGUGUAUUGACCUUUGCGCAAAGGAAGGAUCACAUGUGUGUGACGGACUUACACUGGUGUAUGAGCUUCGCUAAGGGAAGGAAGCACAUAUAGAAUGGUUAGUGUCUGUACUGACUGGGCUUGUCAAUCAUGUGUGUUUUGGAUCUUCGGCUGCAUUCAUCCAUCCAAUAGCGCAUUGCGUUGAUCGGAAUUUGGAGGCCCCCAUCUGGUUGGCGGCAUUUAGGUAAUGUUGUAGUAUACGAAGAUAGACUUGGGGGGAACGGAAGAGGUGUACAGAGUGAAAGUUGCGCGUUUUUUGCAUGAGAAGAGCGUAGGGUGAGGUGAUUAUAGAGGUAAUCCUGGGCUGUUAGUCCCCCUAGCACUGGUUUCUGGGUGGGUCUGGCUACAUUGAAUCAGGUCAAGGGCCAUGUUGGCAGUGUAAUUGCUGGUAGAAAAUUGUCGGUACAUUUUCCCGGAAGCCUGUGGAAGGUGGGUGUGAGUUUCUCUUCCCGACUCGUCUUUUGUGUGCCUGCAGGGAAGGAAUCCCUGCGUCGAUAUCGUUGCAAGUGGUCCUCCUUGGAUCGGUCACUUCUGUUAUUGAUUGUGAAAGCAUGUGAGGAGCUAUAUGACAUUUGAUCACCCGUUGUCUCGUUGCUUUCUGGUGUCCUUGCUUGUCUUUGUGCUCAUCUGCCCUUGUGUUUCGGUUGAUUCCCAUUUUGUAGUCUUGUCUAGAUCACCUUCCACGGAGUACAAUAUACGGUCAUUAUAGCUGUAUUUGGGGUAUCUUUGAGUCUAAGUACAGGUAUAAUGACCGUGCGUUUGGGUGAAGAAGGUAGCCGCACUCUAGCCUUUAAUUAAUCCAUUUCUUAGGGGUGGUACUUGUCAGCUCACGGAGCGUUACAGUUUGCGGUUUGUGUCAUCAAUUCUAGCUGUAUUUGGGGUAUCUUUCAGUCUAAGUACAGGUAUAAUGACCCUACUUACGGGAGAAGAAGGUCGGUACUCUAUCCGUUUAUCAAUCCAUUUUUUAGCGAUGGUACUCGGCAGCUCAUGGAGCGUU
Messenger RNA from Chara braunii, 4125 nucleotides. NCBI's taxonomy places the organism in Eukaryota, Viridiplantae, Streptophyta, Charophyceae, Charales, Characeae. The record is from the annotation of a GenBank genome assembly.